Periconia digitata is the source of this 1875-nucleotide messenger RNA. The record is from the annotation of a GenBank genome assembly. NCBI's taxonomy places the organism in Eukaryota, Fungi, Ascomycota, Dothideomycetes, Pleosporales, Periconiaceae.
GCAACCACAUCUGUUGCAGAACUCGUUGCAAAAUACGAAAAUCGCCAGUUUGUCGAGCAUACCAUACAAAAAAUGUCUGUAUCAAAAUCUGGAAAAUCUGGACUGUACGUCGGCAAAGACAAGCACCGAUGGUGGAAAGAAGCUGUCGUCUAUCAAAUCUAUCCAGCAUCGUUCCUCGACAGCAAUGCCGAUGGAUGGGGGGAUGUUCCCGGCAUCACAUCCAAGUUGGACUAUCUCAAGGAACUUGGUGUAGAUGUGAUAUGGAUAUCUCCCAUUUACAAGUCCCCGCAAGCGGACAUGGGCUACGAUAUCGCUGAUUAUGAGGAUAUUGACCCCAGCUAUGGAACCCUCGCAGACGUCGACAACCUCAUCAAAGAGAUCAAAAAACGUGACAUGAAGCUCGUCAUGGACCUUGUCGUCAACCACACCUCCAACGAACACGCCUGGUUCCUGGACUCGCGCUCCUCCAAAGACUCCCCAAAGCGCGACUGGUACAUCUGGAAACCCGCCAAAUACGACGCCGAUGGAAACCGCCAACCCCCCAACAAUUGGGCCCAGAUCCUCGGCGAAGCAAACUCAGCCUGGACAUGGGACGAAACAACGCAAGAGUACUACCUCUCCCUUUUCACCCCAGAGCAACCUGACCUCAACUGGGAGAACCCAGACGUCCGACAAGCCGUGCACGACGUGCUACGCUUCUGGCUCGAUCGCGGAUGCGCAGGCUUCCGCAUGGACGUCAUCAACCUCAUCUCCAAAGUCCAAGAGUAUCCCGACGCCGAAGUGACAGUGCCAAGUAACAAAUACCAACCUGGUGAUAAAUUUUUCGCAAACGGUCCACGUCUGCACGAGUAUCUCAAGGAAAUCAACCAGAAAGUGCUAUCCAAGUACGAUACGUUGACGGUGGGAGAAAUGCCGUUUGUCCGCGACGAAGACGAAAUCAUCCGCGUGGUGGGCGCUGAUUCUGGUGAACUUAACAUGAUCUUCGCCUUCGACCUCGUCGAUAUUGAUAACGUCCCCGGCGACUUCAAGUUCACGCUGCACCCCUGGAACGCGCGGGACCUCAAGCGUAUAGUGAAUAGGCUGCAAAGGCUUAUGCUAGAACGCGAUGGCUGGAAUAGUUUGUUCGUUGAGAAUCAUGACCAGCCGCGGAGCGUGUCAAGGUAUACGGAUGACAGCGAUGAGUUUCGUGAGUAUGGAGCCAAGCUGCUUUGUUUGAUGCAGACUACGCUUGCGGGGACGUUAUAUGUGUAUCAGGGUGAAGAAAUCGGCAUGAGGAAUGUGCCGCCGAGUUGGGAGCCGGAGGAGUAUAAGGACAUUGAGAGUAUCAAUUUCUUCAAGAAAUACGCAACCCUAUACCCCAACGACCCAUCCAAACAAGCCUAUGCGCGUAAAGUCAUGCAACGCAAAGCCCGCGACAACGCCCGCACCCCCAUUCAAUGGGACUCCACAGCUCCCAACGCAGGCUUCACAUCACCCAGCAGCACCCCCUGGAUGCGCGUCAACGACGACUACCCCACCGUCAAUGUCGCCGCCCAAUUUGCAGACCCCAAUCCGUCGACCUCUGUUUUCGCAUUCUGGAAACGUGGCCUUGACAACCGCAAAAAGCACAAGGAUGUGUUUGUGUAUGGUGACUUCGGGCUCGUGGAUGAAGCCAAUGAGAAGGUAGUUGCAUAUAAACGGUGGAGUGAGGACACAGAGGUGCUCGUGGUGUUGAAUUUCUCGGGAGAGGAAGUGCAAUGGAGUGGUAUUGGGGACUUGAAGGUCAAGAAGUGGUGGGCAGGAAAUUACGAGGAUGGGAAAUUAGGGGAGAAAGAGAGGAGUGGCAGUCUCAAGUUGAGGCCAUGGGAGGGCGCGAUUGGAGAGUUGGAGGGAUGA